Messenger RNA from Racocetra fulgida, 346 nucleotides. The record is from the annotation of a GenBank genome assembly. Lineage: Eukaryota; Fungi; Glomeromycota; Glomeromycetes; Diversisporales; Gigasporaceae.
AUGGCUGUAGCUUGCUUCACUGGAGAAUACCAUGGAAUUAAAGGACUCAUUACCUUUACUAAAAAAGGUCGUGGAGUCCAAGUUAAUGUUGAUAUUAGGUCUGGCUUGGACGAUACUACUGGAAAGUACCCUUAUCAUAUUCAUCAAUUUGCAAUAAAUUCUACUGGUUCCUGUGCUUCAACGGGUGGUCACUUUGAUCCUGCUGGUAAAUAUGGUGGCCUUAAAGGCUCACCAAGGGGUUGUGCUAAAGCAACGUAUAUCGACAAGUUCAUUGCUUUGAAAGAUAGCAGUAAAGCUAAAAAUGGAAUAAUUGGUCGCUCCAUUGUUAUUCACGCUCCUAAUUCGC